AAAAUGUAACCAGACUUGAUAUUUUUUAAAGAGGGAGGGGCCACAUACACGAAUAAAAGUCAAGGCAGAAUUAGGACAGCGUAGACAGCAGAAAAACUUGACCCACAGAAGAGGAGACACACUUUAACAGCAAGAUGGUUCCAGUGUUGAUGUUCUUCAUAGCAGCGCUGGUAGCUGCAGAUGAGACAUUAACUGAGAUCUCAGCUCCAGCGGAGUCUGCCUCUCCCUCUGUGGUGCACUGUGACUCUUACACGGUGUGUCCCGAUGGCACAACAUGCUGUCGAAGUCCUUACGGCCGGUGGUUCUGCUGUCCAUUCUCUAUGGGUCAGUGCUGCAGAGAUGGAAUUCAUUGCUGUCAACAUGGCUAUCAUUGUGAUUCUACAUCAUCCCAUUGUUUGAGAGGGUGGAUGAAACUGCCAUCUUCUGUCCAUCCGGCUUCCAAAGCAAUCCAGAAAACUGAGUUUGUGCUCGUGGAUAACGCUCUUGAAAUGCAGAAUCAGGCUGAGAUUGUACAAUGUGAUGGAAAUGUCUACUGCUCAAAUGAGAAGUUCUGCUGCAAGACCGGAGAUGGCCAGUGGGGGUGCUGCAGAGGGCCAGUCCUGUAAGGACAGUAAACAACCCGUGUGACCAUAUUCACCUGUUACCAAAGAUUACCCCAAUAGACGUAGUAUAAUGUGACGAAUCCAAAAAUAAUAAGUCAAAUUGUCAAUUAAUAAAUAAAUUAAUUAACGGUUCGUUGCUUUUGUUGUGUGUAUUUACUAUUUUGACUAUCAUCUAUUCAUUUCUCAUCUGUGUAUCCUAUGUGCACUGUAAAUAGCAAUUCUGUGAUUUUAUGCAAACCAAUUAUUGAUUUAAUAGACGUAUGAAAUAUUUUUGUCAUUUAAUAAAAGGUUGUUUGCCUCCG
Molecule: messenger RNA, 904 nt
Organism: Triplophysa rosa
Lineage: Eukaryota; Metazoa; Chordata; Actinopteri; Cypriniformes; Nemacheilidae
Gene: grna.1
Product: granulin a, tandem duplicate 1
Exons: 5
Coding region: 135-605 (156 amino acids)
Cellular component (GO): extracellular region
Source: RefSeq, a predicted model, not a curated record